GGCGAAGCCGAAACGAGUCUCGGUGCCCUCGACUCGAGUAACUUUUGACCGAGCGCGCAUACCUCCACAGGGAGCGAACUUUCAGAGAAUCGGUUCGUUUCGCCUCUUCGAGGAAUUUCGAACUUUCCGUCUCCGUCCCUCUCCUCUCGGGGCCAAUGGGCGAUUGGGCACGCUCGGUUGGCUCCGCGCGCGAGCUUCUCCCACUUCGGUCGAAAAUUCGCUCCACGUGAAAAACAUCGAACCGGCGCUCAGUCAAACGGAGAUCGCCUACCGGCCUCGUGCUUCGCUUUGAAAGAGUGAAAAGUUGUAUCGAUUUGCCGCGCGUGUCACGAUCUCCGGAUUCUUUCACUCGGCCCUCAUUCCCGUGCGAAAAUAAUUAUCAAUUUUGAACGAUUAGUUACCGAAUCGACGCAACUUUUCGUGUUCUUUUUUAUUUCGAAACUCUGCUUCCGGUCACAUUUCUGAGGCUACAAUUCACUUCCAUUGUUCAUUCUCUGUUCAAGGGUAGACCGAACAGCUGCCUGUCACGAUCCACCCCAAAAUCGUGUGGGAGCGAGACGGAUAUUUCUAGCCCUUCGACACAAAACCGUCCAUUCAUCCCUGCACAAAACCCCACGCGCCCCACCCCGCGCUCCCUUCCGGACUCGUGUACACCCAGAACGCUCUUUUUUUCUCUUCAUCGAAUAAAUUCAGAGUGUCCUCGCAAUACUCGGCUCGGAAAGAGCGCCUUUGCUCGAUUAUUUGAUAAGAUAUCGAGAUAAUUGGACUUUUAUUGGCUUCGAUUGCGACCGGAAAAAUUAACCGAGUCCGCGUGCCCGCCUCCUUGUUGACGAGGGCGAAGCAAACUAGUAUUUCUGAAGGUGUGCGGAUUCAUUGAUUGACCAAACAAAAUGACAGCACGCUGGGAAAUCCUCGUCAUCGAAUAAGGUCGUUCGUAAUCGAUAAAUCGAAAAAUAGUGCUGAAUGUUGUAACUUCGAAACGGAAUACAAAAAGGUUUUUAAAGAGUGAAAUUCGUCGACUCGGUCAUUUCGGCGGGCGUGGAGAAAUAUUUGAGCGCACAAAAAGUGGUUCGAACUGGAACGCGAAUAGCCCGAAUCAUCGAAAAAAUAUUUAAAUUCGACAUUCAGAAACUGUUCGAAAAUAAUCCGCUUUCCCCUGCAAAAACGUGGCUAAAUGAGAGUCGGAAAAUAAAAUCGUGAACGAGAAAAGAGGAUUCAAAAGGAGGCGAAACUUGUCAUCGUGUGCGUGCAUAAGCCGAGGCUCUAUCAUAUCCUGGGAGAAUUUAUUCGUGUCGAAAAAAAAUUAACUCGAGUUCAAGUCCGUUGCGAGUCGUCUUUCGCAGCUGAUUCCGCGAUAAUUUUUUUCCUACGGUCGUCGAGUUGCUCUCGCAAGACGUGCAGACUAUUUUUCAGUGGACAAUGUUUGAAAUUCGCAGCGGUUAAAAGUUCUUUCUCCAUCCAGUGCUCGUGAAAUAAUCGGUGUUGAUUUUCCUAUAUUUUUCAAUGGGUCUGAGCAAAGAGCCGGAGAAAAUGUCGUUUUACGGAACGUUGACGAGGGAGGAAAUGGCCAGAAUGCAUCCGUGCACCAGAGCCAAGUGCGUGAUGAGAUCAGGAGAUUCGCCGCCGCCCCUGCAAGCCUCGAUACCAUCGGCGUACGAUGUCCCGGACGACGCGGGGUUGAACGGGCGCGUGACGAUUUCUUCGUCUCCGGCAAUAACGACGAGCAUAAAACCACUACGCUCGGAAUCGGGAGACAGCGAUGCCGAAGUCAUUUCGAUCGAAGAGGCUGUGCCCAUAGUUCACAAAACAUUACCGAGCCCAGAACCACAACCGAAAAUAGAGAAAAAAAAUGGAUACGACUCAAUGUACAUGGACGAGAAGAAGCUCGUCGACCCCGACGACGACCCUUGUAUCGUUAAAUGCGUAUAUUUUGCACAACAGUUGUGCGAAUGUACGAUAAUGUAAUAUUUUCACGAACAAAACAACACAAGAGCGCGCGAAACUCGUAAACUGUCGAAACGGCCGAAGCUAAAAAACAUUGAUAUAGUUUUACCUGCGGGAGUUUAUUUGCGAAAGACGCCCGCGCGAGGGCGCUGCUCGUCUAUUCCUUCCAGCCGGUAACGUCGCCAUUUUUAGAAAUUUCAAUUCGAUCGAGCGAGUAGCUAUAUAAAUAUAUAUUUUUAUAUAUUUAUAUAUUAUAUAUAUAAAUGUUUAUAAUUACGAUAAAAUAACGAUAAUAUAUAAUAUUAUUAUAUUUUUAUAGUAUUAUAAGUAUUGUUAAUAAAUUUGAUAUUACACGAUAGCUGUGAUUUUUUGCUAUGAAACAUUUGUAACUUAUUUGCAAACAACUCGUUCAUUUAGGUUAAAAACUCUUGAAUUUUCAGGCAACGAAACCAUUUUUUUCGUCAAAGGAUCGAGAGUGUUUCUUUCCCGACGUUUCGGGAGUGUCGAAACACGUGUGUUUGUAAAACGACGAAACAUUAAUGUCAAUUUCCAUCAAAGUAAAUAUAUGUCGCGUAGUAAAAGGUAGAAGUUUGAAGUAUUUUCCUCUAACACUGACAUUCCGAGCACAAUAACUCGUCACGGCACAAAAAUCCUCGCAAUAAGAACUGUUUAGACAAGUGACAGGUUUUUCUUCUUUUUUUUUUAUUGUAAAACGAUGUAUGUAUAAUAAAAAAAUUUUCUACAA
Molecule: messenger RNA, 2689 nt
Organism: Venturia canescens
Lineage: Eukaryota; Metazoa; Arthropoda; Insecta; Hymenoptera; Ichneumonidae
Exons: 2
Coding region: 1504-1965 (153 amino acids)
Source: RefSeq, a predicted model, not a curated record